GCUUCCCCAACCCACGUUUGCUAGAUUUGGCCUGUUUUUGUUAUCCUCAUGUUUAGCCGGUUGUAUUCCGGCUUAAUAUCUUUUGCCUGUUAGGGUUUUUAUUCGAUUCGCCUUCCACAAUGCCGACAGGGGCGUCGGAGGUGGAGGAUGGGGUUCAGUACUCGUUUGCUGUAGAGUAUAAAGGUCCUCCGGUGAGUUAUGAUCUCCCGAAGGCAGUUCCGAUCAACGUCGACAGAAUCCCCGUGGCGGCGGUGGUCGGACAGCUGGAUGUUUGUGAUAAACUGUCGUUGCCGGUGGUCCAGCCGGUUCUGGCGCCCGGUUCGCUGAUGAAGACGUUUUCGAAGGAGCUGAAGUCGACGGUGUCGCCUACUUCAGUGAUUGCGUUCGAUCGGAGCAGCGAGGACGACACCACCAAGGAGCUGGAAGGGUUGGAGUCGGCGACGGUUUCGCCGACGUCGGUGAGUGGAUUUGAGGAGAGAGCGGUAGAGAGCGGCGCCGGGGGUGAGUUGUCCGGAGAGUUGAGUAGCUCCGGCGCGCUGGAGUUUUCGAAUGGGUUGAAUUACGGGUCGGGUGAGCUUUCCGAUAUGAACAAUGGCGGUUGGGCUUGGAGCGGUGGAAGACUGACGGCUCCGAGCGUUGGGAAGGAGAGUUUGGAUUUGAACAGCGAAUUGAAUCAACCCGAGCCCGAUUGGGCUUCGUCGGAGUCCGUUUUGAGCUUGGACUAUCCGUCGUCUAGGGUCUCCUCCUCCACUAAGCCUGUAGACUCCGAUGUAAAACGACCGCCGGUGGUGACAUUUCGCGACAUUCAGUCUGAUGAUGAUUGUGGUGAGGAAGAUGAGGCUGAGGUUGCGCCGGCGAAGCGGGAGCCUCAGAGCAAAGGAGGGAAGAAGAAGUGCUGUUAUAGGUGUCUUAAGGGGACUAGGUUCACUGAGAAGGAGGUGUGCAUUGUCUGUGAUGCUAAGUAUUGUAGUUGCUGUGUGCUUAGAGCUAUGGGGUCGAUGCCUGAAGGGAGGAAGUGUGUGGGUUGUAUUGGGCUUCCGAUUGAUGAGAGCAAAAGAGGGUGUUUGGGGAAGUGUUCGAGGAUGCUCAAGCGGCUGCUGAAUGAUUUGGAGGUUCGGCAGGUGAUGAAGACCGAGAAGUUUUGUGAAGCAAAUCAGCUGCCUCCGGAUUACAUUUGUGUGAAUGGACAGCCUCUUUGUCAUGAGGAGCUGGUUUUGUUACAGACGUGCUCAAACCCUCCGAAGAAGCUGAAACCAGGAAACUAUUGGUAUGAUAAAGUUUCUGGACUUUGGGGAAAGGAAGGACAGAAGCCUUCAAAGGUAAUCAGUCCCCAUCUUAGUGUUGGGGGUCCCAUCAAGGCUGAUGCUAGCAAUGGCAACACACAGGUUUACAUAAAUGGCCGGGAGAUUACCAAAGUUGAGCUCAGGAUGUUGCAGUUGGCGGGAGUUCAAUGUGCUGGUAACCCGCAUUUCUGGGUGAAUGAGGAUGGGUCAUACCAAGAGGAGGGCCAGAAAAAUACUAAAGGAUACAUAUGGGGCAAGGCUGGAACCAAGCUUGUUUGUGCUGUCUUGUCACUGCCAGUCCCGUCUAAGUCUUCGAAUUCUUGUGGAGAUUCACUAAGCUAUGUUGGUAGCAGAGUUGUACCAGAUUACAUUGAGCAGAGAAUACUUCAGAAAAUUCUUUUAGUUGGAUAUAAUGGAUCUGGAACAAGUACUAUAUUCAAACAGGCCAAGAUUCUAUAUAAAGCCAUCCCUUUCUCGGAAGAUGAGCGUGAAAAUAUCAAGUUUACAAUACAGAGCAAUGUAUAUGGCUAUCUUGGUAUACUACUGGAGGGACGUGAGCGUUUUGAAGAGGAAAGUUUGGCUGAAAUCAGAAAUCAAUGUUCUUCCAGUCAGUUGGAUGUUAGUGGGAAAAACGACAAAACUGUUUACUCCAUUGGCCCGAGACUGAAAGCGUUUUCUGAUUGGCUUCUCAAGACGAUGGUAUCAGGUGAUCUGGAAGCCAUUUUCCCAGCUGCUACUCGCGAAUAUGCACCACUGGUCGAGGAGUUGUGGAAUGAUUCUGCUGUUCAAGCUACAUACAAGCGGAGAAGUGAAUUGGAAAUGUUACCUAGUGUUGCUACUUAUUUCAUAGAGAGGGCUGUUGACAUAUUGAGAGUUGACUAUGAGCCCUCGGAUCUGGAUAUUCUGUACGCUGAAGGUGCUACUUCUUCGAAUGGGCUCGCUUGUGUAGACUUCUCAUUUCCUCAGUCAGCAUCUGAAGAUAACAUCAAUAGUAAUGAUCAGCAGGACUCCUUGCUAAGGUACCAACUUAUUAGAGUAAAUGCAAGAGGACUUGGAGAAAACUGCAAAUGGUUGGAGAUGUUUGAAGAUGUUGGAAUGGUCAUCUUCUGUGUAUCUUUGAGUGACUAUGAUGAGUUUUCUGUGGAUGGCAAUGGGUCUUUUUCAAACAAGAUGCUGCAGACCAGAAGUUUCUUUGAGAGCAUCAUUACUCAUCCAACAUUUGAACAGAUGGACUUCCUUUUGAUUCUUAACAAGUUUGACGUGUUUGAGGAAAAGGUAGAACGGGUACCACUUGCUCAGUGUGACUGGCUUGAUGAUUUCCGUCCAGUGAUUAGCCGUCAUCGGUCCAACAGCAAUAACAGCAGCAACAACAUCAAUAGUAGCCCGUCACUUGGUCAUCUAGCAGCCUACUACAUUGCAGUGAAGUUCAAGAGGUUAUAUUCUUCUCUAACUGGAAAGAAACUGUAUGUUUCUCUGGUGAAAGGAUUGCAGCCUAAUAGUGUAGAUGCAGCUCUGAAAUAUUCGAGGGAGAUUUUAAAAUGGGAUGAAGAGAGAGGCAAUUUCGGCUUUGAUUAUAACUCUGUCUACAGCACCGAGGCAAGCUCUUAUUGACAUUGAUGUCAAAUUGACAAGGCUCGUAAAUGAGUUUGACUUCGGUGGGAGACCAAAGUAAAUCCACUGUAAAUGUAAUGGUUUGUAUAUGAGCAUUAGAAACUUUGUUCCUUUUUCACCAGACCUGUCCUUGCGGGUUUAAGAUAUGAAAGAUGAUAAUAUGAAGCAAUUACGGGAUACAGUUGAUUUUCA
Argentina anserina (silverweed cinquefoil) is the source of this 3086-nucleotide messenger RNA. RefSeq names its product extra-large guanine nucleotide-binding protein 1. Bases 120 to 2894 code for a protein of 924 amino acids. The transcript has 8 exons. NCBI's taxonomy places the organism in Eukaryota, Viridiplantae, Streptophyta, Magnoliopsida, Rosales, Rosaceae. Gene Ontology annotation, molecular function: guanyl nucleotide binding; GTPase activity; G-protein beta/gamma-subunit complex binding. Gene Ontology annotation, biological process: G protein-coupled receptor signaling pathway. The record is from RefSeq and is a predicted model, not a curated record.